AUGUCUGCGAAACAAUUCUCCAGCCAGCACCUUCACACCCUCAAAACACAUAAUGGCAAGCUCCCCGCAGCUCCACACCCAGGCCCGGUCAAUGCCAUCACAUUCUCCAGCUCCCCGGGAACCUACCUGCUAACAGGAUCCUCCGAUCGCUCAAUCCACCUCUCGCGUGCAGUCCCCAGCAGCACGAACACGUACCCCGCAGAAUCCACCGCCCCAAUCCAACGCUACGAAGCCCACGGCUACUCCGUCCUCGACAUCGCCGUGACCGCAGAUAAUGCGCGCUUCGCCAGCGUGGGCGGAGAUCGUGCGGUGUUUCUCUGGGAUGUGGAACAGGGUAUUACAACGCGUCGCUGGAGCGGACAUAAUGCGCGUAUUGAAACGGUGCAGUUUGCGGGUGAGGGGGAUGCGGUUGUUGUUUCUGGCAGCGCAGACACAACGAUAAAUCUCUGGGACGCCCGUGCCUCCUCCCCAAAACCUCUCCAGACCCUCCCCGAAGCCACCGAUACCGUUUCCACACUUCACGCGCACAUGCCAACAUACUCCAUAUCCAGCGGGAGCUACGACGGACGCGUACGGAUCUACGACAUUAGGAUGGGACAGACGACUGUCGACGUCCUUGGUGCUCCGGUGACGAGUGUACGGUGCUCGGGGGAUGGCAAUGCGGUGCUUGCCAGUACAUUGGAUGGAAGGAUUAGGGUGCUUGACCGGGGAGAUGGGAAAUUGCUCAAGGCUUUUCCAGGAGAGAAAGAGAAAGAGAAAGAGGGGAAGGGACCGGUUUAUCGGAACGAAGAGCUGCGAAUUCGAUCUGUUUUCGCUGCAAAUGAUGGGGUUGUGCUUAGUGGGAGUGAAGCUGAGAAGGGUGAGGAGGAUAAAAGAGCUUGGGGUGGACGGUUUGUUCAAGCAGGUAUUCAAUCACAGUCGCAAUCCAAGAAGCAAGCUCAAGCGUAUGUGUUUGCUUGGGAUGUGCUGAGUGGUGAGGCUAUCGCGAGUGUUCCUGCUGGGGAGGGCGUGAGGGCUGUUAGUUGUGUGGCGUGGAAUGAGAAACGGGGGCAGUGGGCUGGGGGGUGUUCGGAUGGGACUGUUAAGGUGUAUGGUUGA
This is a messenger RNA of Aspergillus ruber CBS 135680, 1098 nucleotides long. RefSeq names its product WD domain protein. The transcript is spliced from 4 exons. Gene Ontology annotation, biological process: mRNA splicing, via spliceosome. Lineage: Eukaryota; Fungi; Ascomycota; Eurotiomycetes; Eurotiales; Aspergillaceae. The record is from RefSeq and is a predicted model, not a curated record. The coding region runs from base 1 to 1098 and encodes 365 amino acids. Gene Ontology annotation, cellular component: catalytic step 2 spliceosome. Gene Ontology annotation, molecular function: protein binding.